Linum trigynum is the source of this 6549-nucleotide messenger RNA. The record is from the annotation of a GenBank genome assembly. NCBI's taxonomy places the organism in Eukaryota, Viridiplantae, Streptophyta, Magnoliopsida, Malpighiales, Linaceae.
AUGAGCGUGCAACUCCGUUCCCCAUUUAUUGGGAUUCCAGUUUCUGGACCUCUAAAGGUUCGAAACAAUGUCUGUUUACCAUAUUUGGUGGGGUUUAGGAAACGGAGGCGGCCUCGUGAUAAGGUUCUUCGUGCCAAAAGGCAAGAUGAUUGGAAAGCACAGGCUGUUAGGUUUUCAGAUUUUUGCGGUAGAAAUGUAGAGUUGCUGAGGAAGGCCAUUGGAUCUAGAAAUGGCUUGAAAGUGGACUUUGUGGCAGAGCCUUUAACUAGAAGUAAAGCCUUUGUGAGGUCCUUGACUCCUUUGUGGCAAGAAGGCUUGCUCCUAGUGAGAUGUUCAGCUCUCGUAGCUGUGAUAUCUGGGGUUUGCUUGUUGGUAUGGUAUGGGCAAAACAAAGCCAAGCGUUAUAUAGAGGCCAAACUUUUGCCUUCUGUUUGCUCUAUGGUGAGUGAGUCCAUCCAACGAGAUGUAAGUUUUGGUAAGGUUCGAGGAGUUUCUCCUUUAAGCAUUACUUUGGAGUCCUGCUCGAUUGGGCCUCAUUCUACUGAAUUUUCAUGUGGUGAGGUACCCACUAUGAAGCUUCGUCUUCGCCCAUUUGCAAGUUUGAGUAGGGGGAAGAUUGUAAUUGAUGCUGUACUGUCUCAUCCUACUUUACUGGUCGUGCAAAAGAAAGAUUACACCUGGUUGGGCAUCCCCUCUACUGAAGGUGGUCUCGAACGACACUUAUCCACCGAGGAGGGAAUUGAUUACCGUACAAAGGCUAGGAGGUUUGCUAGGGAGGAAUUAGCUGCUCAGUGGGCUAGAGAAAGGGAUAAUAAUGCUAAGGAAGCAGCAGAGAAAGGUUAUCUUGUUCUUGAGCAUGAUUCUACUCGGGCUGAAAAUGGUGUGGUAAAUCAUGACCCAACUCCUUUGUCAGAUACAACUAGCCCUGAAUCUUUUUCCUGUGUAGAUGAUAAGAUGCACUGGAGAGACCAUCAUUGUGCCGACACUAGUGUUGAUUAUGAUGUGAAGCAUGCUGAUCUCGAGAAAUCAUUUGGUAGAAGUUCAAGUCUUGAAUUAUGGAACCGAGUCAUCAAUGGACCCAGAAGAAAGUUUAAAAAGAGGAAAUCCAAUGGUAUUGACAGCACUGUUGCUGGUAUUAGUGCCAAAAGGAAAAUCCUGGAACGUAGUGCAUCUGCAACGAUUGCUUAUUUCCAAGGUCUCUCAAAUGGCAAGUUUGAUGAUCCAUCUCAUUCACAUGGGGGUGGCUGUGAUACAGUGGAUUUUGAGAACAUUUUGGCGCCAAGCAAGGCUGUUAGUAGUGAUAUUGAUGUUUCUGUUGAUGUUAAUAGUGGGAAUCAAUAUCUUACAGAUAAAAAUAAAAACGUUGAUGGGAAUGGUGAUUCAGGGAUUGAGCCUUAUGCCGAGAGAAAAAGUAUUAUAGGGCAACUAGAUGACUUUGACCUCUUCCGAGAUCCAUUUCUGAUGACUUUAAGUAGACUGAAUGCAAUAGGAAAGUUGAGUAAUAAGUACCCUGUCGUUGGUCACAGUCUGGGGAGCACAAGAACCAGCAUUUUAGAUAAGGAAGAUUUAGUGAAUGUCGGUAUAGUUGGACAGAACAAUAAUGAUCUGUACAAGAUUUACAGUGGUCCUCCUGCAUCUCAGAAUUCGACUUCUGAAAAGCCUGAGACUGAAUCGUCAGUUUUACGUCCAGUUCCAGUUAAGCCAGUGAAUUUGAAGUCUGCAUUGCCUUAUGCCUCAAGAAACAUUGUGAAUUUCUCAAACAAUCCUUUUGUUAGCCCCAUGGCGAAGUCAAAGUCAGGUGUUGGUCCAACAUUCGAAGACAUAGUGGCAGAACUUGCUGAUGAAGUAGAUAUUGUGCAUGCUGAAGGAAUUGAGAAGAAGCUUCCUGUUUACCUAGAUUCUAUUAUUUUUAAGGGGGGAACUCUUAUGCUAAUGGCUUACGGAGAUCGAGAACCUAGAGAGAUGGAGAAUGCCAGUGGACAUGUGAAAUUCCAAAACCACUAUGCACGAGUGCAUGUUCAGUUAAGUGGCAAUUGUAAGAUGUGGAACUCUGAUGCAAUUUCUGAAGACGGUGGCUGGUUGGCUGUUGACGUGUUUGUUGACAAUAUUGAGCAGAAAUGGCAUGCCAAUUUAAAAAUUUCAGACCUUUUUGCUCCUCUUUUUGAAAGGAUCUUAGAAAUUCCAAUCAGCUGGUCCAAUGGAAGAGCCUCUGGUGAGGUGCACUUGUGUAUGUCUAGAGGAGAAACAUUUCCUAAUCUUCAUGGACAGAUUAAUGUGACAGGAUUAGCAUUUCAAAUAUUUGAUUCCCCAUCUUCAUUUUCUGACAUAGCAGCCAGUUUAUGUUUCCGUGGUCAAAGAAUUUUCUUGCAUAAUGCUAGUGGCUGGUUUGGCAAUGUUCCUUUAGAAGCUUCAGGAGAUUUUGGAAUUCAUCCAGAGGAAGGAGAGUUUCAUAUCAUGUGCCAGGUUCCAUCUGUUGAAGUUAAUGCACUGAUGAAAACUUUUAAGAUGCGACCUCUAGUAUUUCCGGUGGCAGGCUCUGUAACAGCUGUAUUUAACAUGCAAGGUCCCCUAGAUGCUCCUGUAUUUGUUGGAAGUGGAAUGGUCUCGAGAAAGAUAUCCCAUUCAGGCUUAGAUGUCCCCAUAUCCGCUGCAUCUGAAGCAAUGCUAAAAUGUAAAGAGGCUGGAGCUGUGGCUGCAUUUGACCGUGUUCCAUUGUCAUAUGUAUCGGCUAAUUUCACAUUCAAUACGGAUAACUGUGUGGCUGAUUUAUAUGGGAUCAGAGCUAGCCUUGUAGAUGGCGGAGAGAUUCGAGGCGCAGGCAAUGCAUGGAUAUGCCCUGAGGGUGAGGUGGAUGAUAAGGCAAUUGAUGUGAAUUUUUCGGGAAAUUUGUCUUCCGAUAAAAUUUUGGACCGCUAUAUGCCUGGUUAUCUUCAACUUAUGCCACUGAAGUUAGGUGAACUAACUGGAGAGACAAAGCUUUCGGGAUCACUUUUGAGGCCGAGGUUUGACAUCAAGUGGAUUGCACCUAAAGCUGAAGGCUCAUUUGUUGAUGCUCGAGGGGACAUUGUGAUCUCUCAUGAUUAUAUAAAAAUCAAUUCUUCAUCUGUUGCUUUUGAUUUACUUUCAAAAGUUCAGACCUGUUAUCCUGACGAUUAUCAUGGAAGAGAAGAGUCUUCUGCAAAUACUUCUAUGCCCUUUACAGUUGAAGGAGUUGAAGUAGAUUUGCGAAUGCGUGGUUUUGAGUUUUUCAGCUUGGUCUCUUCUUAUCCUUUUGACUCUCCACGACCAACACAUUUGAAAGCGACGGGCAAGAUAAAGUUUCAGGGAAAAAUUGAGAAGCCUGGCAUUCCUGCGGAGGAAAAUCUUUCUUCUAAGAGUGCGCAACAUGUAGGUUUAGGAGGGUUCAGAGAAAGUCUUGUUGGAGAAGUUUCAGUAUCGGGUCUCAGAUUGAAUCAGUUGAUGCUGGCUCCUCAGCUAUCUGGUCAGUUCAGCAUUUCUAGUGACCAUAUCAAGUUGGAUGCCACGGGUAGACCAGAUGAAAGUCUAGCAGUGGAAGUUGUUGGGCCAAUACGGCCCAUUCUUGAGGAAACUUCCCAAAAUGGAAAGUUAUUGUCUUUUUCCCUCCAGAAGGGCCAGCUGAAAGUUAAUAUGUGUUUCCUGCCAAUGCAUUCUGCAACCUUGGAGGUCCGAAAUUUUCCCUUAGAUGAACUGGAGUUGGCAUCACUACGAGGAACCAUCCAAAAGGCUGAAAUUCAGCUUAAUUUUCAGAAAAGAAGGGGCCAUGGCUUGUUAUCUGUGCUUCAUCCGAAGUUCAGUGGCAUUCUAGGUGAAGCUCUAGAUGUGGCUGCCAGAUGGACCGGAGAUGUUAUCACCAUUGAAAAAACUGUUCUGGAACAAGUGAAUAGCUAUUACGAGCUUCAAGGGGAGUAUGUGCUACCUGGCACUCGCGACCGGAGCCUGUUAGGGAAGGACAAGGGUGCCGCCUUGUUUGAACGAGUGAUGACUGGUCAUCUGGGAAGUGUCAUAUCUUCCAUGGGAAGGUGGAGGAUGAGACUUGAAGUUCCUCGAGCUGAGGUUGCCGAGAUGCUCCCAUUGGCAAGACUCCUCUCGCGAAGCACAGAUCCUGUUGUUCGCUUGAGAUCUAAGGACCUUUUUAUGCAGAAUCUGCAAUCUGUUGGACUCUAUCCUGAAACACUUCAGGCUUUACUGCAGGAAAUAAAGGGGCAUCGUACUGCUCCAAAUGAGGUUAUUCCUGAGGAAAUAAGUCUUCCAGGACUUGCUGAACUUAAAGGUCGUUGGCGGGGUUCUCUUGAUGCAAGUGGUGGAGGCAAUGGAGACACGAUGGCAGAAUUCGACUUCCACGGGGACGACUGGGAGUGGGGAACAUACAAUACUCAGAAGGUUCUAGCAGUUGGUGCAUACAGCAACAACAAUGGGUUGCACCUUGAAAGGUUGUUUAUUCAAAAGGAUAAUGCGACAGUACACGCUGAUGGGACUUUAUUAGGACCAAAAACUAGUCUGCAUUUCGCUGUCCUAAACUUCCCUGUCAGUCUGGUUCCUACUUUGGUUCAGGUAGUUGAGUCUUCAGCAUCAGAUACUGUUCAUUCAUUGAGACAACUGUUAGCUCCAAUCCGGGGUAUAUUGCACAUGGAAGGAGAUCUGAGAGGAAGUUUGUCUAAACCGGAAUGUGAUGUGCAAGUAAGGCUCUUAGAUGGUGCUAUUGGAGGCAUUGAUUUGGGUCGAGCAGAAGUUGUGGCAUCUCUAACUUCAACUAGCCGAUUUUUGUUCAAUGCCAAAUUCGAACCAGUAGUACAGAAUGGUCAUGUGCAUAUACAAGGAAGUAUACCUCUUACGUUUGUGCAAAAUAACUUGGAAGAAGAAGAUACUGAGACGGAUAACAGUGGAGCAACUUGGUUUCCUGGUUGGGCCAAGGAAAGGGGAAGGGGCUCUUCUGAUGAAGCCAUCGAAAAGAAACUAUUCAGAGAUAGAAGUGAAGAUGGUUGGAAUUCUCAAUUAGCAGAAAGUCUUAAAGUUUUGAGUUGGAAUUUCUUGGACGUCGGAGAAGUUAGGGUUGAUGCUGAUAUCAGGGAUGGGGGAAUGAUGCUGUUGACAGCUUUAUCUCCUUAUGCUAACUGGGUUCAUGGCAGUGCUGAUAUUAUGCUUGAGGUCAGAGGAACUGUUGAGCAACCUGUGGUGGAUGGAUUUGCUACAUUCCAUAGGGCAUCUAUAUCUUCACCCGUACUUAGGAAGCCCCUGACAAACCUUGGUGGUUCAGUGCACGUAAAGUCAAACAGAUUGUGCAUCACUUCAUUAGAGAGCAGGGUUAGCAGGAAAGGGAAGCUGUUCAUUAGAGGUAAUUUACCUCUUCGAACAAGUGAAGCUUCCACUGAUGAUAAGAUUGAAUUGAAAUGUGAAGUCCUGGAAGUCCGAGCAAAGAACGUUUUAAGCGGCCAGGUUGACACUCAGAUGCAAGUAACAGGUUCCAUACUGCAACCUAACAUCUCUGGAAACAUCAAAUUGAGCCAUGGAGAAGCGUAUCUUCCACAUGAUAGAGGUAGUGGAGCUAGUUCGUUUAAUAGACUAGCAUCUAACCCAGCAAGACUACCUGGUGGUGUCAAUCUAGCAGCUGCUUCUAGAUAUGUAUCACGUUUUUUUGGUACGGAACCUGCUUCAGGGACCAAGUUCGCUCAGCACACUGUCAAAUCAACUCAAGUUGAGAAGGAUUUGGAGCAAGUGAAUGUCAAACCAAAUGUUGAUAUUCGCCUUACUGAUUUGAAGCUUAUGUUGGGACCAGAGCUGAGAAUAGUGUAUCCUUUGAUUCUGAAUUUCGCUGUGAGUGGGGAGCUGGAGCUAAAUGGUCCAGCUCAUCCCAAGUUGAUCAAACCUAGGGGCGUGCUGACAUUUGAAAAUGGCGAUAUUAAUCUUGUUGCAACUCAAGUGAGGCUUAAACGAGAGCAUCUAAAUAUUGCAAAAUUUGAGCCAGAGCAUGGUUUAGAUCCUAUGCUGGAUUUGGUUCUGGUUGGAUCAGAGUGGCAAUUCAGGAUCCAAAGCAGAGCAAGCAAUUGGCAGGACAAACUGGUCGUGACCUCAACAAGAUCUAUGGAACAGGAUGCUCUUUCUCCUACUGAGGCUGCUAGAGUUUUCGAGAGUCAAUUGGCAGAAUCCAUAUUGGAGGGUGAUGGCCAACUUGCAUUCAAGAAGCUUGCUACUGCGACACUUGAAACCCUGAUGCCAAGGAUUGAAGGAAAGGGAGAGUUUGGGCAUGCUAGAUGGAGGCUAGUCUAUGCUCCCCAGAUCCCAAGUCUGCUUUCUGUAGAUCCGAUGGUUGAUCCUUUGAAAUCACUAGCCAGUAACAUAUCCUUUGGUACAGAAGUAGAGGUCCAGCUUGGGAAACGCUUACAGGCGUCGAUUGUGAGGCAGAUGAAAGACUCCGAAAUGGCCAUGCAAUGGACACUCAUCUACCAGCUCACCAGUCGGUUGCGUGUUCUUCUGCAGUCUGCUCCUUCGAAGCGCCUCCUUUUCGAGUAUUCCGCAACCUCACAGGACUAG